AUGGAUACCGGAUUUUCACCAGGGCAAGAGGUUAAAGCGAUCGUCCCCAGAUCCCCUGCCAAGGGUGCUGAUCGUCGUUUCACCGAUUCUCACUCGCGAUUCCACGUGAUGCGUGACAUCAUCAUGACCGCCAGGCGCCGGCAUGCCGAUCAGAACUUGGAAAUCCCGAAACCUGACUUUUCGACGUCGGAGGGUUCUUGGUUCUGGGAUGGGGGAAGCGAAUAA
Molecule: messenger RNA, 225 nt
Organism: Morchella sextelata
Lineage: Eukaryota; Fungi; Ascomycota; Pezizomycetes; Pezizales; Morchellaceae
Exons: 2
Coding region: 1-225 (74 amino acids)
Source: RefSeq, a predicted model, not a curated record